Messenger RNA from Psylliodes chrysocephalus, 1132 nucleotides. NCBI's taxonomy places the organism in Eukaryota, Metazoa, Arthropoda, Insecta, Coleoptera, Chrysomelidae. The record is from the annotation of a GenBank genome assembly.
UUUUUAUUUAAGUUACAUCCAAAAAAUAAUUACAAAUACAAAUGGUUUCAACAAGUGCCAGUUAUUUGUUUGUGAAAUUUUAUAUCCACUUUAAAAUAUGCCUGAUGUGAAAGUUGGCAAAAUUGUUCUUUAAACGAAAUGUUGUCAUAUGUCUCCGAUUGCGUCAAACAAGAGAAAAUUGUGAAAAAGAAAACAAAGAUUUGACAUUUUGCUGCCCAUCCUGGACUAGAGCAUGAUAAUUUUGAUUACCUAGUUAAAAACAAAUACAAGUCGAAAAAUGAGUGGAGAAAAUUAUCCUAGAUUCAGCAACAAAGAUGAAGAAAUUUUAUAUUGGAAGAAUUUAGCUGCUGAGUACUUACAAGAUGCUGAACGGAUACAAAAAGAAUCUGAUGAAUUUAUUCAAGAAUCUCAACAGUUAGAUAGGGAAUAUGAAGCUACUAUUGAUCAAAACGAAAAGAAAAUUAAAGAACUUACAUUGGCAAAUAAUAGGGCGCAGAAUGAGAUUGAAUCAUUAAGAAACAAAUUAGAACAAAGCAAUAAGGAAAGCAUUAGUCUACAAAAUGAAUCACAGAAUUUAAAUAUGGAAAAGAAGCAAAUGCUGAACCACAUUAGGGAUUUAGAACAGAAAAAUGAUGAUCUUGAAAGAGCACGAAGGAUUAUUGAAGAAAGUAUAGCAGGAAUAGAAACAGCAUUCCACUCGGCUAUUGAAAGAAAUGCAAUGUUAGAAUCAGAAGUAGACGAAAAAGAGAAUCUAAAAGAAAAAUUGCAAAGAUUGGCAGAUGAAACCAGAGAUUUAAAGCAAGAACUUUUAGUAAAAGAAAAAGAACGAGCACCAGAUAACGAACGAAUUUUGAACGGAUUUCAAAAAACUAUCCUCGAUUCGAAUCGACUAAAAGAAAACGAGACUCAAACUACACCUGCAAAACAUGAUUAUCAAGCUCCUAUAUCACCAGCAUCGAGGGUAAUGGCCUUGAAUAUCGUUAGCGAUCUUAUUAGGAAAAUUGGAGGUUUAGAACGUAGAUUAGAAAAAUCCAAAUACGAUUACAGAGACAUUUCAACAAAUGACAUACGAAGGAGCAGGAGUUCAACAAAGAACAGCCCAUCUCCAAGUUUACAUGGUGUUACUAAAUGA